Messenger RNA from Trametes versicolor FP-101664 SS1, 1773 nucleotides. RefSeq lists its product as uncharacterized. The record is from RefSeq and is a predicted model, not a curated record. Bases 1 to 1773 code for a protein of 590 amino acids. The transcript is spliced from 3 exons. Lineage: Eukaryota; Fungi; Basidiomycota; Agaricomycetes; Polyporales; Polyporaceae.
AUGCGUGGAUUUUCUACGCAUGACGGAGACAUCGGCACUACUGACGAUUUAUACCUGCCGAUGAAUCAGCCCGCACUGUACACACUACCUGAGGAGGUACUCCAGCGCAUCUGUCGUGUAUUGGCGACACGCGUUUACCCCUUCUACCCAACGGCCCCCCAUGGGCUGGUGACCUUGGCCCUCACCUGUCGCUGCCUCAGCGAGAUCGCGCUCGACGUCCUGUGGAGCACACUGCGAUCACUGUCGCCGCUGCUUUGCACGCUGCCGGAAGAUCUCUUUGCGUUUCUGCCUGUUCCGGCGAACGGGGAUGGGGGAUACCAGUAUGAGAGGUAUAAAGCGGCCUUCCUGCGCGAUCCCGUUCCGCAGGACUUCGUGCGCCUUGCGACGUACUCGAUCCGGGUCACGGCGAUUGACGCCAACGCCAGAAAUCCCGCCUUUUGGGACAUCGGGCGCAAGUUCCCCACCGAAGUCUGGGACGUGCUUCUCCGCCAUGCGCCCAAGCCUCUGCUCCCAAACCUGCGCUUUCUCUAUCAUACAGAACGACCAGUUCAGGACGAAGAGCUUGUGCCAGGCCGAGGAUUCUUCCAUCCUGCAGACCUUCUCUUUGGGCCGAACCUGCGGGUGGUACAACUCGCUGGCUUGUGGAUACACCCCCACCGGCCCACCAAGGCCAUCCAGGCUCUUUCUCGUGCGACGCAGCUCGUAGAGUCGCUGCGUCUAGAAGCGAGGAUAGGCCGUCCGUCAAACUAUGCAUCGUUGGCUUGUCCCGAGCUCCGUGGAUUCGACCGCCUGGUCUACUUCGGCGGCUACUCUAUAAACGUCGGCCCCGAAGCUCUCACAGCCCUGGGCUCCUUGCCGAGCCUGCAGGAGAUGCUCCUCCACGUCGAGCCGGCGGACUAUACCUGGGACGCCUUGCCGCAUGGACGGCACACGAGCUUCUUUCCCGCGCUCACGAAGCUCACGCUGUACAACAUCGCCUUCGAGUGGUGCGCCGCGUUCUUGAACACCCUGUCAUCCGCCGCUCUUCAGCAGCUCCACAUCCGCGUCCAUGACCCGUACUGCGUCACCCCCGACGGCGCCGUCUUCGAGGCCCUCUGCGCCGCGAUCGGUGGUCUCCCCAGCGGCGAGUCUCUGCACGACCUCGACAUCCGUUCUCCACGCACCGCCGAAGUCGUUCUCCGGCCCGCGUACCCCGCGCGCCACAUCGCCCCUCUAGCCGGACUGAAGAGCGCACUCCGCCGCCUGUACGUGAGGGGCCCGUGCCAGAUCGACGUCGACGACGCCACCCUGGAGGCCAUGGCGCGCGCGUGGCCCGAUAUUCAGGAAAUCAUGCUGCCGUGGGUGGACCACCCGGACCACAUCGACGACACCAUCCACGACGAGGAGCUCGAGAACAGCGAGCCUCCGCCGUACAUGCCCCGCGCGACCCUGGCGGGCCUGGACGCGCUCGUACGUGGGUGUCCGCAGCUCACGCAUCUCGCGCUCGCGUUCGACAUGCGCUUCGUGCCGGAGCUCGGCGAGCGGGAGAACCCCGUCCGGGCGCCGGAGCAGGUGUCUGCGCUGAAGCAGCUGUCCGCGGAGGGAUCGGUGCUCGAGGACCCCAUUGGGGUUGCGGCGUUCCUUGCUCUUAUGUGUCCGCGGCUGAAAAAGGCGGGCGGGGACGAUUGGCAGGACGUGAUGUGGUACUAUUUGGCGUUCUGUCGGAUACGCGAGGAGGAGAAGAAAUGGGCGGCGGCGCGUGGGAGAGGUCUUCAGGGUGCCGCGUCGGCGUGA